This is a messenger RNA of Symbiodinium natans, 732 nucleotides long. Lineage: Eukaryota; Dinophyceae; Suessiales; Symbiodiniaceae. The record is from the annotation of a GenBank genome assembly.
AUGACCAUGGUCUACGAGGGCAGGACCUGGCACAACUUUUGGGGGCAGGACCCGCCAGCCAAUGCCGUCUCGGUGGACUGGGACUCCUUCUGGUUCACUCUCGAGGAAGAGCCCAUGGCAGCCCAGCCCAAAGGUCCUCCCUCCUGCCCACCGCCCGCACAACCGCCUCAGCAGGCCCAAGAAUCCCAUCAGCCGCCGGGAACCAAGGCCCCGCCGCCGCCUAUGCCGCAGGAGCCAGAACCGGCCCACAAAAAGAUCAAAUGCUCCGUCUUCGGAGCGGAUGGCUGGAUCCUCAGGAAGGACCAGAGGGGUCGGGUGCACAUCACAGAAGCCGACUACGCCAGCCUAGUCGCCCAUGCCGACCAGGGAGACCCCCGAGCCCAGGAAGUGCGCUCCUUGGGGUUCAACAUUUGGGCCCCGCAAUUUGUCGCGGGCCCAGUGGUGCCUUUCUCCAUUAUCAGCCCACCGCCUACACAGCCGCAGUCGGCCCCAGCCCAGGAAGCCAACACCUCGCCUCCCACUGCCCAAGAGCAGACGGACUCGCAGAACGCCCAGACCCAGGAUGACUUCACGGACCUACUCGGCCUAGGGCAAGACUCCUCGGAUCGAGGCCUCCGCAACCCCUUCCCGAACCCACUGCGCACAGGAGGGGACUUCCGGCCCAAGGCAACCAGUGCCAGGUCCAUGCCCUGCCCACACUUGCUGAUUACGCCCAACGCCGAUAGACGCUAG